This is a messenger RNA of Syngnathus typhle (broad-nosed pipefish), 1273 nucleotides long. RefSeq names its product microsomal glutathione S-transferase 1-like. The record is from RefSeq and is a predicted model, not a curated record. The transcript has 3 exons. Gene Ontology annotation, molecular function: glutathione transferase activity. The coding region runs from base 93 to 548 and encodes 151 amino acids. Gene Ontology annotation, cellular component: mitochondrion; membrane. Lineage: Eukaryota; Metazoa; Chordata; Actinopteri; Syngnathiformes; Syngnathidae.
UCCAGUCUUAUCUCUCUCUCUCAUCACAUUUACUUUUUCAAGUCGCCUUUUGCAGUCAGUCGUCUUUCUCUAACGGCUGCAAAGUGGCCACCAUGUUGGAUCUAAUGCAAGAUGAGGUGUUCAAGGCUUUCAGUACCUACGCGCUUAUCGUCAUCCUAAAGAUGAUGCUUAUGGCACCUUUGACUACUUUUUACCGCGUUAGAAGAGGGGCUUUUGCUUCUGAGGAAGAUGUGGCCCAUAAAUCUGGAGAAGAGAGAAAGAAGCUGCUUAGAACGCACCCAGAUGUUGAACGUGUUCGUAGAUGUCACCAGAACGACUUGGAGAACGUCGUUCCCUUCGUACUCAUCGGCUUUAUCUACACCCUGAGCGGACCGCAACUCUCAGCAGCUAUACUUCACUUCCGCAUCUUUACCGGUUCUCGGAUUUUCCACACUAUCUCCUACGUCGGGGCUUUUCAUCAACCCUGCAGAGGUCUGUCCUUUCUCGUGGGCUUGGCCACCACCGUAUCAAUGGCUUACAAUGUCCUCAGUCAGUUUUCCAAUCUCUGAAGAUAGAUUCCAGUUUCCAAAUAAGAUUCAGACUUCAAAAAAAUGGAAAAGUAAACAAAUGCAUUAUCAUGUCUGUUCAACUGGUAGAACAGGUAUGAAAACGAGUUUUUAAUUUCAUUCAAAAAUGCUGCUCAGCCUUGAGAGCAUUCAAGAUCUUUGGUAUUUGGUAACUAGGGUACCAACGUUUCUGCAAAGAUUAAUCCUGUAACACAGGUUGAUAUUUUCAAUACGGUCCAACCUCGAGUCUUACGUAACGUUUUUACAAGACUUUGAUCAAAAGCAAUGAAGGGACAUUCCACAACUGGUGGAAGGCUUCCAGAUAAUCAUCUGAUCUUCGGACAAGUUUUUGUUUUACAUGCCUGUGUGAGGAACCCAAAAAAAAAAACCUACCUUGCAUUUAAUUUUUUCCUCAUGGUUUGUAUGGUCAGUGUGGAAGGAAUAUUAAAUUCAGUCACCAAAAAAACCCGAUUGAGUUUUGUAAUGCACAUUUACCACUGUUGAUCGGUAUUUACCGCUGUGUCUUAAAAGUAAAUUACACUUUAUAACUGCAGGAGGGGCCUGGGAGCUAUCGAUUGUACUUUAAUGCUACUUAUAAAGCAAAAAAGUCAGUCGGGAGAAUAUUAAGAGCAGUAGAAAAAUGUUAUUCAGGUGUGAUUUGUUGACUAGCAUGUUUUUCUUAAGUUGUUUAAAAACAAAUUGGUCAAAUUAAACAUAAUUCUGACAAA